GUGGUGGGGGUGGACGGGAAGCAACGAGUGCCACGGACGUUCUUCUGCUCCGCGCUGGUCCCUGCCUCGAGUUCUAACCGAUCUUCUCCCGUCGUCGUGAGUCAGUAGUCCGAUCGCGGACUUUCCACGUACCGAAAAAUGGCGCUUUUCAAGCUGCGUUGGGCCUCGUCCCUGGCCAGGCACCUGCCGAACACCACGGCCCAGGUUAGCUGGCCCGUUACUGCCAUCGCCUGCCGCAAGUACCAUGUCUCCUGCAGCCGUCGCUCCGCAGAAAUUUCUGCUAUCCUGGAGGAGCGCAUUCUUGGAUCGGCACCGAAGUCCAAUCUCGAGGAGACUGGCAGGGUGCUCAGCAUUGGAGAUGGUAUCGCGCGUGUGUACGGGCUAAAAAACAUCCAGGCCGAUGAGAUGGUGGAAUUCAGCUCGGGAUUGAAGGGUAUGGCGCUGAACUUGGAGCCUGACAACGUGGGCGUCGUCGUGUUCGGUAAUGACAGACACAUCAAGGAGGGCGACGUUGUCAAACGUACCGGUGCCAUCGUCGACGUGCCCGUUGGCGAGCAACUGUUGGGUCGUGUUGUCGAUGCCCUGGGUAAUCCUAUCGACGGCAAAGGACCGCUGAACAACAAACUGAGGUUCCGUAUUGGAACCAAAGCUCCGGGCAUUAUCCCUAGAGUAUCAGUCAGAGAACCCAUGCAGACUGGAAUCAAAGCCGUGGACUCCCUGGUGCCCAUCGGUCGUGGUCAACGUGAGCUGAUCAUUGGAGACAGACAGACCGGAAAAACCGCCCUGGCCAUCGACACCAUCAUCAACCAGAAACGUUUCAACGAGGCCGGAGAAGAGAAGAAGAAGCUAUACUGCAUUUACGUCGCUAUCGGUCAGAAGAGAUCGACCGUCGCGCAGAUCGUGAAGCGUUUGACGGACAGCGGUGCUAUCAACUACACCAUUAUCGUAUCCGCCACUGCCUCCGACGCGGCUCCGCUGCAGUACCUGGCCCCGUACUCUGGAUGUGCCAUGGGAGAGUUCUUCAGAGACAACGGAAAGCACGCGUUAAUCAUCUACGACGACUUGUCGAAGCAAGCUGUCGCCUAUCGGCAAAUGUCUCUGCUGCUUAGAAGACCACCGGGUCGUGAGGCCUACCCUGGCGACGUGUUCUACCUCCAUUCUCGUCUGCUCGAGAGAGCGGCCAAAAUGAACGAAAACCUCGGCGGUGGAUCGCUGACCGCUCUGCCCGUCAUCGAGACGCAGGCCGGUGACGUGUCUGCUUAUAUUCCUACGAACGUCAUUUCCAUCACCGACGGUCAGAUCUUCUUGGAAACCGAGUUGUUCUACAAGGGUAUCCGACCUGCCAUCAACGUAGGUUUGUCCGUGUCCCGUGUCGGGUCCGCUGCUCAAACCAAGGCCAUGAAGCAGGUUGCCGGCUCAAUGAAAUUGGAACUGGCUCAGUACCGCGAGGUGGCCGCUUUCGCCCAGUUCGGUUCCGACUUGGACGCCGCGACCCAACAGCUGCUGAAUCGUGGUGUGAGGCUAACGGAGCUCCUCAAGCAGGGACAAUAUGUGCCCAUGGCUAUUGAGGAGCAGGUAGCCGUCAUCUACUGCGGCGUGCGGGGCUACCUCGACAAGAUGGACCCCACGAAGAUCACCGGUUUUGAAAAAGAAUUCCUUGCACACAUUAGGUCUACUCAGCAAGAUCUUCUUGCUACUAUCGCGAAAGAAAACGUAAUCAGUGAAGCGUCGGACGCGAAGCUGAAGAAAGUAGUUAUCGAUUUCCUCUCAUCUUACUCGACGUAGAGCGUAAUCAUCGAAAGUCAUUCUAACGUGAGUCAACAUAGCUAACGAAGGAAGAAUUCACGAGGUGUUCUCCGAAAAAAAUUAUUUCCGCUGCCGACGAGCGCGUUAAUGUACCGGUAUUACGCAUUGUCAUGUAUAUAGCGUUACAUGUUUACAGAUGUAAAAUUAUGUAUAAUAUCCGUACAUUAUAGAGGUGUUGCCGCAGCGAUUCCACGUAUGACUUUACUCGAUAGCCAUAUAUGUUGAUACGAAAAAGAUCAGUCUUUAAUAAAAGCAAAAAACUGCUAAUGUUUCGGAGAAACGUACACUCUUUCCCCGUUCCGACGUUGAUUUCAAUGAUAGUAACGAGGAAAUUGAUAAUAUAGAAAUUUUUUCAA
Messenger RNA from Ooceraea biroi (clonal raider ant), 2162 nucleotides. It is a transcript of the gene blw, whose product is annotated as ATP synthase subunit alpha blw, mitochondrial. Gene Ontology annotation, biological process: proton transmembrane transport; proton motive force-driven ATP synthesis. The record is from RefSeq and is a predicted model, not a curated record. Gene Ontology annotation, molecular function: proton-transporting ATP synthase activity, rotational mechanism; ADP binding; ATP binding. NCBI's taxonomy places the organism in Eukaryota, Metazoa, Arthropoda, Insecta, Hymenoptera, Formicidae.